Penaeus monodon (black tiger shrimp) is the source of this 2189-nucleotide messenger RNA. Its product is annotated as glutamate receptor ionotropic, delta-1-like. The record is from RefSeq and is a predicted model, not a curated record. Gene Ontology annotation, cellular component: membrane. The transcript has 10 exons. Bases 72 to 1253 code for a protein of 393 amino acids. NCBI's taxonomy places the organism in Eukaryota, Metazoa, Arthropoda, Malacostraca, Decapoda, Penaeidae. Gene Ontology annotation, molecular function: glutamate-gated receptor activity. Gene Ontology annotation, biological process: monoatomic ion transport.
UACAGGAUCGACUGUUCUUGAUCGUGAAGAGAGGACCGCCUCACAAAAUCAGUGGCGUCUUGGUGGAGAUCAUGGCAAUCAUCGCUAAAUACAUGGGUGUCUGCUAUGAGUGGGUCGUGCCAAAUGACGGCCUCUACGGGUACAUGCUCCCCAACGGCACUUGGACAGGCAUGCUUGGCCUUGUGAACAGGUCGGAAGCUGACAUGGCGGGGAUCAUCUCAAUCACGUCACGCUACAAGCAGGCGGUUGACGUGAGCGAGCCUCUCUAUAUGGACGAGUUCAGCGUCAUGCACAAGAGGCCGGUUUUGCAGUCGGAUAUUCUGGGAUUCUACAAGCCGUUCACGCAGACGAUGUGGUUGACGCUGCUCCUGUGUGUCUUGCUGACGACGGCGGUGACGGCGGCCAUCCUCCACUGGGAAUCCCUCCUGACGCGGCCGAGGCGCAAGGACGGCGGAAGACAACGGAGCGGCCUCCUCUCUGCCUGCACUAAGUCGGUCCACUGGAAUUUUUCGCACCUGCUGAGCCAAGCCGUGUGGUGGGAACCGACAGGCAACCCCGGCCGAGUGAUAUCUGGGCUGUGGCUUAUCGCCGCCUUGAUACUAACCACUGUCUACCGCUCCAACCUCAAGGCCAUGCUCAUUAUGCCUCGGAUUGUCCUGCCCUUUGACAGCCUGAAGGAACUGUCGGAGUCGAGUAUCAUCAUGUACGUGACCAAAGGGAAUUACUUCCAUGAUUAUGUGACGAAAGCCCCGUCGGACAGCGUGGUGGGAUCGCUAAGGAAGCAGGUUGACGCCCACGAGGACAUUCCGCGGGCGAUCGCCGACAUCCUCGGCGGGCGGAGGGCGGGCGCCGGACCAAUGGCCAAUAUCGCGGUUGUCAUGCACGAGGUCUUUUCAAAGACGGGAUCAUGUCCGCUGUACGUCAUGUCCGAGACUUUCAUGAAGAGCACCAGCAGAAGCAUAGCGAUUCGGAAAGGAGCCGAAUUCAAGCCCAAAGUGGACCGAGCGAUUCGCGGCCUAAAAGAAUUUGGGAUUCUGAACCACCUGCUGGAGAAAGCUCUCGUGAAUGCUACCGAGUGUUUGAAGCCCGUGACCUUUAACCUGGGUUCUGAGAGUCUUCGUUCCCUUGACCUCGGGGAUUUCUACGGGGUUUUCGCUAUCUAUGCCGGUGGUGUCCUCCUUGGCUGCAUAGCUUUCGUGCUAGAGAUAUGUGCGUCCCUAGUGAGGAAGAAACAAGAACGGUUAGAGGCAUGAGAACCCUGGAUGGACUUCUUAGAAACCUACUGACUUGGUUUACUGACAACCAUCUAUAUCCCUAAAUAAAAUACGCCGUAGAUCCCAACACUUAUGUAAAAUAAUACUGAAACCCCGUCUGCACGAUUGGGCUGUGUUUCCCGGGCUCUGUCGGUCUGAGUACAUUAUCUAAGGGAAGCCGGGCAGGAGCGAGGGGUAGAUUCUUGGGCAGGGCUACUCAACUGGCGUCCCGCGGUCCGAGUCCGGACAUUCUGAGUGUUAUAGCGGGAUCCCAGGCUCCAGGAGGAGAAAAGGCUAAAUAAAAUCAAGGUCCUGGCGAUGGAUUCUCGAAGGCGUAUUUCCUCGAAUGAAUAUGAAAUGAACAAAAAUCUUAUCGGAACACUAUGGAGUACUCAGAUUGGUGGUAUUAUUUUCAUGGUUGUAAAAUAUCUAUCCGGACCUCUGCAUAUACUGGAACUUGGACCUUUGCUCAUAAUAGGUGAGUAGCCCUAGGGAAUCGUGUGUAUUCUGACAAAGAAGAUGCCCAACGGAAAUGAUUUUGAGUCUUAACUAGUAAACUCCAGGGGGCAGUGGGAAUCGGCGUCGGCUUUCUAAAAAGUAGAAACAGAGGUGCCUCUUGACGAUUUCAAUGUUCAAGGCUUGAAUAACUGGCAACAACGACUCCUUAAGGUCACUUAUAUGGCUACUGGUCAUUCUCUGGGGAAUUGGUUCAACCCCCAGGACAGGCACAGUGCUGGCUUGCCCAUAGACACAAGCGAAAAAAGGUGUUAAUUGGCAACUACUCCCUUGUAAUCCCUUGACACAACUUGAAUGAUUAUGUAGACGGGGUUUAGAACACAAUGUGUAGGGAAUGUUACAAUAUAGUACCAUUGGCUUAGUGAGAUAUACGAAUUUGCAGAAAAUAGCUGUGUUCCUUAAUAAAGUUUGUAGUGAGAU